Pyricularia grisea is the source of this 4531-nucleotide messenger RNA. RefSeq lists its product as uncharacterized. Gene Ontology annotation, biological process: nucleoside metabolic process. The transcript has 3 exons. Bases 238 to 4368 code for a protein of 1376 amino acids. NCBI's taxonomy places the organism in Eukaryota, Fungi, Ascomycota, Sordariomycetes, Magnaporthales, Pyriculariaceae. Gene Ontology annotation, molecular function: protein binding; catalytic activity. The record is from RefSeq and is a predicted model, not a curated record.
GUUUCCUGGAGUCGCAUGAUGGAUAGGCGCAAGAGGUUUCCCCCAUCUGCGCCUUAGUAUGGCUGCUAUAAUGAGAUUAACCCCUCCCGUUACAUUUUUCUCGCUUCUGAAUCUACAGCCCGCAUUUAGUUUCUGAUUUGUCACACGCAAACUCUGCUGCAACUACUGGCUGUCUUUAUUGUACGCAAAGCUAUCUUGGCAAUCGGUCGCAAGUUUGAUGGUCUGUCUCGUUCUUAGAUGCCCAUCGCCAAUAUGUCGGACAUCAAAUUCACGGUUGGCUGGGUUGUUGCUCUCCCUUCGGAGCUUACUGCCUCCAGUCUCUUUCUCGAAGAGGAGUACGAGCUGGACCAUCACGCUGAGGGCGACGACAACGUAUAUAUAUUUGGCUCGAUAGGCAAACACAACAUCGUCAUGGCCGCACCAACAAUGGGCAGGACCGGUACCAGUCCAGCGGCGCACGUUGUCGGCAACAUGGUUCGCAGCUUCCCAGACCUGCGCUUCGUGCUAAUGGUCGGCAUCGCCGGCGGCGCACCGACCCAGAAACACGACGUUCGUCUCGGCGACGUAGUCGUCAGCGUCCCUAAUGACGGCGCGGGUGGCGUUUACCAGUACGAUUAUGGUGUUUGUAAGCAGAAAGGGGCUUUCGAGGUAUAUGGGCACUUGAACGCGCCACCUACUUGCGUACUCAACGCCAUUGCAAAACUCACCCGCAACUACGAGAAGAAUGGUUUUGACUUGCGCGCACAAGUUGACGGGGUACUUGAGAAUUUUACCCACCUUCAGGAGAAGUACUCCCGUCCACCGGUCGACGACGUGCUGUAUAAGGCCAAGUUCACACAUUCAAACAAACGACUCCGAUCCAAGCAGGGCAGGAGGCAUUCCAAAGAGAAUAGCGACUCGGAAAAUGAGAGCAGCGACUCGGAACGCAGCGACACCAACGACUGCAGCGCAGUUUGCGACGAGAAAUGGAUCAAAAAGAGAAAGGACCGCACACCCGACAAGAAUGCCACCGUCGUACAUUACGGACUCAUCGCGUCUGGCAAUACCAAGGUCGAAGACGCAGGUUUCCGGGACAAGCACGCAAAGGAAAAUAAUAUUCUUUGUUUCGAGAUGGAGGCAGCCGGUAUUAUGAACAGGUUCCCCUGCGUAGUGAUACGCGGCAUCUGUGACUACUGCGACACCCACAUCAACAAGAAGUGGCAAGGCUACGCAGCCAUGGUGGCUUCGGCAUAUGCAAGGGAUCUUUUGCGGGUUCUGCCUGCAGCAAGCGUUGAACAGACACGGCGGCUCGAAGAAGAGCUUUUCAGUAUGCACACGACGUUGAACAAAGUUCACCAGCAAAACGAGACCAUGAUUAUGAAUCAACUUCAGGAAAAGGUUGUGUCCUGGCUGUCCGCCCCAGACACAUCCGUCAAUGCGGCCAGCGCCAGCGAGAAUCGACAACAAGGAACAGGUCAAUGGUUCCUCGACAGCCUCGCUUUCUGCGAUUGGAAGGGAUGGAAUCCAGACUCCCGAAAGUAUUUGUGGUUGAAUGGCAUGCCAGGCUGCGGAAAAACUGUCCUUGUCACAACAGUCAUCGAUCAUCUCGAGCAGCUUCACCAAAGUAAAGACAAUUACAUCACACUUAGGUUUUUCUACGAUUACAACGACAAGAAGCUACAGAACGUGGAUAGCAUGGCACGAUCAUUUACCACCCAACUGUAUCGGCAUCUUUGCACACGUCGAAGCAACCUUUCCUUGGAGCUGGAAAGGCUGUACAACAAGUUGCUUCCCAGGAGAGAGAAACCGAGCGCACGGGAUCUGGUACAGCCCCUCACAGCAAUGUUCGAAGGGCCUCUGAAGGUUUACAUGGUUCUCGACGCAAUGGACGAGAGUGAAGAGAGGCAACGACUCAUCGACUGGCUCAGAAACUUCCUUGAGGCAACAAAGGAUCUGGCCAGCGUCAAGUUGAUUAUGACAAGCCGCCCGGAGACGGAUUUUAACAUCCAGAUCCCCGGCUUGAUUGGCGAAAACAAUUGCGUGGCACUUGACAAGACCGCUAUAAAUAUCGACAUAGGUACAUUUGUCGACUUCAACAUCAACACCAACCCAAGGCUGAACAAGUGGAAGAACAUUCCAGCCCUUCAUGAAAGGAUUCGAGAUGAGCUUUGCAGAAAGGCAGAUGGAAUGUUUCGCUGGGCAGCACUGCAACUCAAGGAGAUUGAGGAAUGUUCAGACCAAAGUGAACUAGAGCACGCUCUAGCCAACCUGCCCAAGGAUCUCAAUACAACCUACUCCAGGACCCUCGAAAAGAUCCCCAAACACCGGAAAUCAAAGGCAAUACGACUCUUACAAUUUCUCCUGUAUGCUAAACGUCCACUUACUCUGGAUGAAGCUGUGGAUAUCCUUGCAGUUCAGCUUGGCGGUGGAAGUGAUUCGGGGUUUCAUCCCGAUCGCAGGAUGCCCGAACCUACCGACAUUACCAAGUAUUAUCCAGAUCUCGUUGCCAUCACACGAGAGACAACAAAAUUUUGGGUUUUCGGUAGAUUUUACAAGAAACCCACCAUCCGUUUGGCCCACUUCUCGGUCAAAGAAUAUCUUCGGAAACAAGCCGACUUCUCUGAAGGGGAAGCUAGUGUAAACAUCGCUCGAACGUGUACAGCAUACCUCCCCAGCUGUUAUAAACACAUGCACAGAUCUCCACAAGACGAUAGUUUGAUCCAACUACAGCCAUUUGACUUUGCUUUCAAAGACUACAUAACAGACUUUCUGGGCGAGCAUGCCCAUCAAGCUGAGAGAUUCUUAGCAGACAGUACAUUCGUUGAAGAAUUUUUCUCUCUCGUUGACCGGUUCUACCUAGAGACCAGUACAGUUGAGAUUUCACCACACGCACCAAUGAUCGUGCAUAUUAUUAGAGCCCCUUUAGUUUGGGCAAGUUAUCACGGACUUUCAAGUGUAUUGGAGCGCCUUUUAGCCACUCAAAAAUGGGGAAUUAACAUGGAGGGAAUAAUAUGGGACUACUUUGACCACGAAAGGCAAACGGGUCUAUACUUUGCUUGCAAGAACGGCCACGAAAGCAUUGUCAGGCUGCUUUUGGAGAAGGAUGCCGAUUUCUAUGUCGGUCUACCUGUGAAUUACCCCCUCAGAAUUGCCUCACGUCAAGGCUAUCUAUCAAUUGUCCAGCUGUUAGUUGAUCGAGGGGCUGAUAUCAUUCACCCCAAAGACGGAUCAAGUUUGGAUGUUCUUGAAACUGCUGCAGCUGCAGGCCACCUUGACGUGGUUCGAUACUUUGUUGGUCGGUUUUCUAAUAAAAGCACGAUUAGAAGCAUAUUAGACGCCGCAAUCGUCAAAGCGUCGUCAAGUAGGGGGCCGAGGCAGCUGGAGAUUGUGCAAGAGCUUGCCAAGGCAGGAGGGGACAUUCAUGGUAUAGGGUUGAGGAGUCCUAACGCUCUCGAAAAGUCCUCGUCGAUAGGCAACUGGAAGGUUGUUCGUUAUCUGAUUGGAAAAGGUGUUAAAUUGGACCGAAACGUGGGCGAUAACGAAACAGCAUUACAAAACGCUUCAUUCCAAGGGAAUUUUGAAGUUUGCCAACUUCUUUUGGAAGCUGGAGCCAAACUCGAUAGUCGGAGAGGGGCUUUGGGGGCACCACUGCAAGUUACUUCGCGGGCAGGGAACCUGGAAAUUGUUCGGCUUCUUUUAGAGCAUGGAGCAAAGGUUAAUAUCUGGGAAGUAUAUGACGGAACGGCGCUGCAGGCUGCUUCAGUGGGGGGAAAUUUGGAAGUUGCCCGGUUUUUGGUGAAAAAAGGAGCCAAAGUUAAUAUACGGGGAGGGUAUCAUGGUACAGCGUUGCGGGCUGCUUCGACGGGGGAAAAUUUGAAAAUCGCCCAUUUUCUGUUAAAGAAUGGAGCAAAGGCUGGUAUUUGGGGGGCAGCUCUGCGGACCGUAACAAGGAGCGGUAAUGUGGAACUUUUCCGGUUUCUAUUGAACGAAGGAGAGAAAUUUUGGAUGCAGAAAACUCUUUCGCGUGUUGACCUACGCCAGCCCAGUCAACCACGCCCAAGGCCAGCCAUCAAGAAACGUCUAAGCCCGAGGACGAAGAGCACAACACCCCUACACUUACGGAAGAAACAGUCGCUGGAGAAGACCCUGGAACGCAUGGCGAAACAUACUGCCGUCCGCUAUCUGAGAGCAUCGCCUCGCACGACCGUACGGGAUGCAGGUUGGACGAAAGGUACACAGCAGGACGCGGCACGCCGGCGCUACACUUGGAGGAAGCAAAAGAAGAUACGGAAGUCGAAAGAGAUCAAAGGAAAACGGCGGAGGAAAAUAUCUGACUAUUUGAGGCAUAUUAAGGGGUGCAGUCAAUGGAUUCUCAACCAAAAUCCUUAGUCCAGCGAUGCAUGUUGUUUAGUCGAAACUGGUGCUUUUCAAUAAAAUUCCUUGGUAGAUUGGUUUCUCAUGACCCAGUGUUACACUAUAUGGACGGCUAGGUUUGAUGUGCCGGGAGGCUUCGUCGUCCUGUCGCAUGGUUCAGUCUUUACGCUUGAAAUUC